CUGGAUGCAUCUCACUUGGUGACCGGAGGUUCGUUGGUUUGGAGGGUUUUAGUCAAGCGCUCGGGGUCCCCGCUCCUCUGUGGGUCCAGAAAGGCCCGCGCUCAGCCACCAGAAUCCGGAAAGCAACGAGGGAGCGUCGCAGGGCGGACAGGUGGGUUCAGGCGGACCGGAAACAGGAGCGUCACGACUCCCCAGUCGGAGAAUCCAGGAGGGAAACGCAAUCACACGGAGAAGAAGAAGAUGGAGCCCCGUUUUGUGAGCGUUGUCCUGCUGUUGGUCGUCUGGCUUUCUUCAAGUCAAGCAUGCAUUAAAGGCUAUCUGGAAAACGUGGAUUUCCCCGGUUCAGACGUAGCAGAAAUGUACGCGCCGACCUUGGAGUUCUGUCAAGAGCUGUGCACCCAGCACCCGUCGUGCCUCUUCUUCAGCUUCAAUCGGGCUGACAAGUCGUCAGGGCGUUUUCGAUGCUACCUGAAAGCAAGUUCUACUGGACACCCACAGGCUCAGAUUUUACAGUGGGGCGUCUCGUCUGGCUAUUCGCUCAAAGGCUGCAAUACGGAGCCAACGAUUUGUUUCUCUCAGGUUUUUGAGGAUAUGGAAUUCCACGGUGGGGAUUACAGAACCUUUUUCACUGUGAACUAUGAGGAGUGUCAGAGGGUCUGCACGCUUGAGCCGGUGUGUCAGCUCUUUUCGUUCAUAAAGGCGAACUUCUCGUCUCCAGAUGUCAGGUACAAGUGCCACCUUAAAUUCAGCUGGUUCGUGCCCUCCCCUGCUGCUAUCGCGCUGAAGGCCGGAGUCGUUUCUGGAUUCUCUCAGAAAUUAUUGCUCUCUCAACAAUUUGACUCAGUUUGUCGGAGCCAUUUUUUUUCAGACAUCGACUUCAGAGGAAACGACUUCCUGGAGCUGCAAGCCGUCUCUCCCGAACAUUGCCAGUUCCUGUGCUCCAUCCAUCCACUGUGCACCUACUUCUCCUUCCGCAGUGACGAGUUCAGGUGUUUUCUGAAGAACAAUCCAAACAGCAUGGUGGCCAAACCGAAAAGCAACUUCACGUCAGGAAUAUCGCCUCAGCUCUGUCAGAUUGACGAGAGCUGGGCUAAGCUGACCUACGAAGACAUGGAAUUUCUUGGCUCUGACUAUAGCUCCGAGGUGGUGCCCAGCGUGGAAAACUGCCAGGACAAAUGCACAGAGGACCGCGACUGUCAGUUCUACACCUUCCACAACGGGAGCUUCUUCCACCCCGAGCAUCAGCACCGCUGCAAUAUGAAGCGAGUCGUCACCAUGCCCAUGCCUUCCCAAGUUAGGAAAGUGGUCGACGUCAUCUCUGGCUUCUCCUUGAAGAACUGCAAAAGUCCAUAAAAGUCUCAGGAUUAAAAAAAAAAAAAAAAAAAAAAA
Poeciliopsis prolifica (blackstripe livebearer) is the source of this 1389-nucleotide messenger RNA. Its product is annotated as plasma kallikrein-like. Bases 241 to 1353 code for a protein of 370 amino acids. The record is from RefSeq and is a predicted model, not a curated record. Gene Ontology annotation, molecular function: protein binding. The transcript is spliced from 10 exons. NCBI's taxonomy places the organism in Eukaryota, Metazoa, Chordata, Actinopteri, Cyprinodontiformes, Poeciliidae. Gene Ontology annotation, biological process: proteolysis. Gene Ontology annotation, cellular component: extracellular region.